Messenger RNA from Thrips palmi, 767 nucleotides. RefSeq lists its product as uncharacterized. Lineage: Eukaryota; Metazoa; Arthropoda; Insecta; Thysanoptera; Thripidae. The transcript has 3 exons. Bases 125 to 475 code for a protein of 116 amino acids. The record is from RefSeq and is a predicted model, not a curated record. Gene Ontology annotation, biological process: negative regulation of protein neddylation.
CCUUCCCGUUCACUUUUCGACUAUGAUUUUGCUCCAAAAUUGUCUGUUUUCUGUGCCGUGACAGACACGUUGCCCAGCAGAACGCGGUGACUGCCAGUCGGGCUGACACAGUUUCCAAUCAACCAUGGACGUCGACGAGGGUCUAGUGAUGGCCGAAGCCGAAGACCAGGACCCCGACGUCUCUGCACCCCUCCAAGCACAAGCGGCUGCGUCGUCUUCACCCUCUCGAGACAGGAUUCGUUUAGUUCCAGCCCCACGCAAAAGGGGCCUUUGGAAGAGGAAGCAGGAUUCAAGCAUGAAGCCCAACGUGGUCGUGGAUGAAAUGUUCCCCGAAGGCGCUGGUCCAUACAUGGACAUAGAUGAGCCUGGUGGCUCCAGUGGACUUCUGAUGGACCUAGCCGCCAAUGAGAAGUCGGUUCACACGGAUUUCUUCAACCAAUUUGAUGACUUAUAUGAUGAUGAAGAUUUGUCAUGAGCAUCACUUCACCCCUUGAUGAGUACCCUUGAUCAAUCGGACUUAUUUUUGCACCAAGUUCCAGCCAAUUGAUUUGGUGCUUUGAUAUGUGCCCUACCCAUCCUGAGUUUGCUGACCCAUGUGACAGAUGCUAAUUCAUUAGAACUAAGGCAUCUGGAAACUUUUGUUUUGUUUAACUAGUUUAAUUUUGUGUAUUUGUACAUAUGUAUUCCUUGUAAAGUAAAGACUGGAGUGUGUUUCAAUGACCAUAGCGUAGGUUUUUUUUUUAAAGGAAAAUAAAGAAACAUACCAA